Messenger RNA from Saprolegnia diclina VS20, 1041 nucleotides. RefSeq lists its product as hypothetical. The record is from RefSeq and is a predicted model, not a curated record. Lineage: Eukaryota; Oomycota; Saprolegniomycetes; Saprolegniales; Saprolegniaceae. Bases 16 to 1041 code for a protein of 341 amino acids. The transcript has 4 exons.
UGCAACUUGGCAACCAUGAAGGAGACGACGGAGCGCCGGCGGCGGAACCGCGAGCACGUGCGAAAGCACCGCGAGCUCAAUGCGCUCGAAAAGCAAGGCCUCAAAGACUAUGUCGCGCGGCUUCAAGCAACCGUCAACGAGCUCACGUCGAUACAGGACGCCCGGCGUCCGCUCCACUGGCGCGACGUCGCGAUGGCACUGCGCGCCGAGUCGGACCGCGCGGUGUCCGAGCAGCAACAUCUCCGCGCCUCGCUGCAGCGCCAAGAGCACGUCGCCCAGGCGCUGUGGUCGUACUGUCUCUCGAUGCAAGCGACGCCUCGGCCGUUGACAACAACGACGUCCUGGCGCCACGCCAGCGUGCUCGGAACGACGCCGUCGGCGCGUCGACGGGGCUUUGAGUGGCUACUGCAGCACAUGAAGUGCAAUUUGGGCCGUGCGUUUGACGGCGUCUUUGUACCGGGUGACGCGGGGCCCGGCUUGCGCCUGCACAUGACGCCGAUAGGGGCUCUUGGCGCGCACAUUGUGGUGCAGAAGCACCGUGUCGACCCGUUCGCGCUCGAGACCGUGUUUCAGUACUUUGCGACGCAGCAUGCGGAACAAAUGAGGCUUGAAGACGUGGCCCCCGACCUGCGCUAUGUUCGUUAUCACUAUGGAAGCGCGUCGCAAAACAUUGCGCUCCAGUACUUUCGCGAGCACGGACGCAUCUUACUCCUCUCGCGCGGCAUCGAGCACGACGACGUGGUGCCCACCGGUCUCCUCAAGCGAACGUGGAUGGACUGGAUUGUCUUGACACCGAUUGGCGAAAACGCAACGAUGAUUCAAGAGGUCUACGAGUCGACGAGCUGGUACGGUGGCGACGGUGCUUUUGUGCCGCUGGAGACGACGUCGCCAUGGUACCAACAAGCAGUGCGGUUGCUUCCGGCGUCCGCGCCGCGAGAUGAGGUCUUUGAGCGCUAUCGGCUCCUCUUCCAAACGUACCUCGACGAGGCGUUUCCGAAUAGCGAGGUUGCUGGCUGCCGCGAGUGGUGCCGCAACCAUUAA